GUCCAAGAUAACUAACCAAGUUAGAGCUCUGACAAACGACCCAAGUAGUUGCAACAUCCGUCGCGGUCCCGUCGCGUCUCCCCGCUUCUCCUGCAGACACACACACCCUAAUCCACCACUGACCGCCCCAGAUGUCCGGAGACGACCACGACGAGAGCUAUCGCGAGAGAUUGAAAUCGGCACUCUGGUACAGCGUCGGCAAAAUCGUCGACGACGAAUCGCUGAGCCUUCAGGUCAAUGUCACACCGCAAUUUAUCGGUGCGUUGACAGAGCUAGUAUAUGCACAGGCGGAAAACGUUGCGAAAGACCUCGAAUCAUUCGCACACCAUGCGAACCGGAGUACCGUCAACACCGACGAUGUCCUGCUACUCGCCCGACGCAACGAGGGCCUAGGUCAGGUUCUGGAAACGUUCAUCGAUAACGCGCGGGAGGAGAGGGAAAAGGAAGAUGUGAAGGUUGGUCCUGCUAGGGGAAAGGCGAAGGCUACUGCAAAGGACAAAGGGAAGGCUCCUGCCAAGGGGGGCGUGAAGAAGCGAACAUGAUUUUUCUAUAUCGGCCUCGACUUCAAUUGCAUUAUUUGGGUGGAACCUUCCUACGUAUCCAUCUAGGUACUCUAGAUCGCACUUAUUUACCGCGUCAUGCGUCAGGCCGCGCGUCUGGUGAAGUUGUUUUUUCUUCUAUUUUCUUCCAAUUCAUCAUUGAUUGCGUGCGACCUAUCUAGAUCAUGGCGAUGGCCAAUCACUUGUUUCCCG
Molecule: messenger RNA, 752 nt
Organism: Tricharina praecox
Lineage: Eukaryota; Fungi; Ascomycota; Pezizomycetes; Pezizales; Pyronemataceae
Product: kinetochore component CENP-S-domain-containing protein
Exons: 4
Coding region: 132-542 (136 amino acids)
Biological process (GO): replication fork processing; resolution of meiotic recombination intermediates
Cellular component (GO): FANCM-MHF complex; Fanconi anaemia nuclear complex
Molecular function (GO): protein heterodimerization activity; chromatin binding
Source: RefSeq, a predicted model, not a curated record